AUGUCGAAGACCAACUUGCUCAACUUUUUGGCCAAGCCAUCCACAUUGGCUUCCAAGCUCGACUGGAAAAAGGCGAGUGGUACGGUUUUGGCCAUGGACGUGGGAAGUGACCGCAUUGGCCUCGCCAUUGCAUCUCAUCCAAACUACGGAGAUUCACCCUUGGCCCUAGACCCAAUGCCAAUCAAGCUUGAGACCAGAACGGGAAACCGAAAAGCACUGGCGGAGAGUACCAUUCAAGAAUUGAAGAAGAUUGUCAAGAACUACAACGUCUGUGGCUUUGUGGUGUCUUGGCCUUUGCAAAAGGAAGGACGUUGCGGAGCUCCAUGCGGCAAAGUCUUGCAUACCUUGGAUUCGCUGGUGGAAGAAUCUUCUGACAUUGUGAACUCCAAGAGACCCUUCUGCCUGUGGGAUGACCAUCACUACCAUCCAUCAGAGGAUGAGUGGGGGCGGACCCCUCAAUACGGGGAGACCACGAACAAGACAGUUCACCGAGCCAGUGUGGAGCAAUACGCCCACAAGUGCAGCAGCAGUGUUGCCGUGGAUGUUUGGAAGGAUUACUGCAAGAAGCACUGGCCUGUCCUAUACGAACAAGAGGAAGACAUUUGGCAAGUCAACGGCCUUUCGGAUUCCACAGAAGAAGAGUCAAACGUCGCGGCCAUGACCUGCUAA
Molecule: messenger RNA, 669 nt
Organism: Seminavis robusta
Lineage: Eukaryota; Bacillariophyta; Bacillariophyceae; Naviculales; Naviculaceae
Source: the annotation of a GenBank genome assembly